GUUAAAAUUUCAACUUUGUGAAGUGUACUUUCGUGCCGGUUACAAAUUACAUUUUUUUAUUUUUGACCGUUUGUUAUAUUCUACAUAAGUUAUAGGCUGAUUUAGAAACCAUUAAAGCAAAAUGCAUACGGCUACGAAUAUAUCACUUAUACAAAUUCUAGAAAAGACAAUUUCACCAGAUCGAACUGAAUUAGAAGCUGCUGAAAAGUAUCUUCAUCAUGCUGCCAAUACCAAUUUCACGACAUUUAUUAAAAUGCUAUCAGAUGUUUUGGUACAAGGAGGAAAUAGUCAAGUGGCGCGAAUGGCUGCAGGCUUACAGCUAAAAAAUCAUCUCACAUCUAAAGAUCAUACCCUUAAGCUGGAGUACCAACAAAGAUGGAUAGCUUUACCAGAAGAUGUUCGAUUCUACAUAAAGAAAAAUAUUUUAGCUUCUAUAGGUACAGAAAACAGCAGGCCAAGUUCUGCAGCCCAAUGUGUGGCUUAUGUAGCAGUUGCUGAACUUCCAAUUGGGCAAUGGAAUGACCUCAUCCCCAUUCUUGUAGAAAAUGUUACUAAUGCUGCAUCAUCUGAACUGAAAAAAGAAGCUACUCUUGAAGCCAUAGGAUAUAUUUGCCAGGAAAUUGAGGCUGAAGUUUUAACAGAACAGAGCAACCAUAUAUUAACUGCCAUUAUCCAUGGUAUGAGAUCAGCAGAGCCUAGUAAUCAUGUUCGCCUUGCGGCUACACAGGCUCUUCUUAAUUCUUUAGAAUUUACAAAAGCUAAUUUUGAAAAAGAUGUAGAAAGAAAUUUUAUAAUGGAAGUUGUAUGUGAGGCAACACAAUCAAAUGACAUGAGAAUAAGUGUUGCAGCCCUACAGUGUUUAGUAAAAAUAUUAUCUUUAUAUUACCAAUACAUGGAGCCCUACAUGGGUCAAGCACUUUUCCCAAUAACAUUAGAAGCAAUGAAAUCUGACAUAGAUGAAAUAUCUCUGCAAGGUAUUGAAUUUUGGUCCAAUGUAAGUGAUGAAGAAAUUGAUCUUGCCAUUGAAGAAGCGGAAGCAACAGAAAUUGGUCGACCACCAGCAAGAACGUCAAGAUUUUAUGCUAGAGGAGCUUUACAAUAUAUUGCUCCUGUCCUCAUGCAGAAACUUACAAAACAAGAUGAUGCUGAUGAUGAACAUGAAUGGAAUCCAUCAAAGGCUGCUUCAGUUUGCUUGAUACUGCUCUCUAAUUGCUGUGAAGACGAAAUUGUGCCUCAUGUCUUACCAUUCAUUAACAAUAACAUUAAAAAUGAAAAUUGGCGAUACAGAGAAGCAGCCCUUAUGGCAUUUGGUUCUAUAUUAGGAGGACUUGAAGCUAAUACUUUAAAACCUCUAGUGGAAAAGGCAAUGCCUACCUUAAUCGAAGCCAUGUAUGAUACAAGUGUAGCAGUCAGAGAUACGGCUGCAUGGACAUUUGGUAGAAUUUGUGAGAUAGUGCCUGAAGCGGCUAUUAAUGAUCAAUACCUAAAACUGCUGCUGGAGAGUUUCGUAAAUGGCCUAAAAACAGAGCCUAGGGUUGCUGCAAAUGUCUGUUGGGCCUUCACCAAUUUAGCUGAAGCUGCUUACGAAGCAGCCGACUGUGGUGAAUCAAACCAGCCUAAGACAUAUUGCAUGUCGACUUACUUUGAUUUUAUUAUCCAAUGUCUGUUGGAAACCACAGAUCGUCAAGAUGCAGCUCAACACAAUUUGCGUUCUGCCGCUUAUGAGGCUCUAAUGGAGAUGGUUAAGAAUUCACCUUCGGACUGCUAUAUGACAGUUCAAAAAACAACAAUGGUUAUACUAGAGAGGCUUCAACAAGUCCUGCAAAUGGAGAAUCAUAUAUCUAGUCAAGCGGACCGCUCCCAGUUCAAUGAUUUGCAGAGUCUGCUCUGUGCUACUUUACAAUCUGUGUUACGUAAAGUGACACCUGAGGAUGCACCACAGAUUUCGGAUGCUAUUAUGACAGCCCUCUUGACUAUGUUUGCUGCUAAUGCCGGAAAGGCUGGAGGCGUUCAAGAAGAUGCACUAAUGGCAGUCUCUACUCUUGUUGAAGUGUUGGGUGAAGGUUUUCUUAAGUAUAUGGAUGCGUUUAAACAAUAUUUGUAUGUGGGUCUUAAAAAUCACCAAGAAUAUCAGGUGUGCGUUGCAGCAGUAGGUCUUACUGGUGAUAUCUGUCGAGCACUUAAGAUAAAGGUGCUGCCAUAUUGCGAUGAAAUUAUUUACCUUCUCAUGGGAAAUCUUAGUGAUCCAACGAUCCACCGAGCUGUGAAGCCUCAAAUUCUAUCCGUCUUUGGAGAUAUUGCUCUUAGUAUUGGUCCAGACUUUAAGAAAUAUUUUGAUUUAGUUAUGCAAAUGUUGCUGCAGGCCAGUAACAUCCAAGUAAAUCCUAAUGAUUAUGACAUGGUGGAAUACAUUGGAGAACUAAGAGAGAGCAUUCUUGAAGCAUAUACUGGUAUUAUUCAAGGACUAAAAGGUGUUGGCGGAGAGGUCCAACCAGACGUAGCCCUAAUGGAACCACAUGUCCAAGCGAUAAUUAACUUUAUGGUGCAAGUUGCGUCAGAUCCCGAGCGUACAGACGGCCAUAUGUCUGUAAUCGCCGGUCUUACUGGGGACCUCUGUACCGUUUUUGGACAAAGGGUGCUCCCGUUGCUUGAAACCAAACCCCUGGUGGACCUCCUUCAAUCGGCGCGCAAGUCCCGCACGCCACGCACUAAGACUUUGGCUAAUUGGGCUACCAAGGAGAUCCGCAAGUUGAAGCAGCCUCUUACUAGCUGAUUUGAAACAUCGUGGAGCAAUAGUGGUGUAACCAAGUUACAAACAAGCUACCCCAGGUUUAAAAUAUAUUAAUUGGGAGGUCAUAUCAAGUCAUUUCAUUAGCCGGUGGGUGCAUUAGCCUGUUUACGUUAAAUCGUGCUAUUUUUUUAUAUAGUGACAAAAAUUUUUUCAGUGACACGAAUAAUUUUAUUAAUGAGAAAUUAUUUUCAAAUAAUGUAAGGCUAAUGAACUCAACGCAACUCUUAAUGUAAUUACGCCUCACCAUCUUUCCAUGUUAAUCUAAAUAAAUAGAAGCAUUUCCUAUUCGGUAUUAUAGAUACGGUCAGUGGCUGUGGUAUCUUUACUUACGACACGAAAGUGAGACUGAAUGAAAGGAGACGUAUGUUAUUAUAGGCAUGCACAGUGCAAGGGAUUUUGAAUUUUGUAAAUUAUUAUUUGUAAGGUUUUCGGAAGGUUAUCUGAAUGGUUGGGUGGAUGGUGAUGUAUGUAAAUGAAUAAAGAUAUUUUGUAAACAUAUACGCGUAAUGGUCUUUGUUAUUUCAUCGGCUGAGGUCUAAGGACGCCAUAUUGGUGCUAACUAUUAUUUAUUCGUCACAAAAGUUAUGGGCAAUUAUAGAAUUAUGUAUGACUGGCCUUAAGUCAUUGAAGCGUAAAUCAAAACUGUUGUUUUAAUAAAUAUUGUCGCAACUUUGGUUUGUAAUCUAUUACAAAAGAUUUUUCUAGUUUUUAUUUUCUAAUACUUUUAAUAAUUAAUAGCGCUUAUUUAUUCACAAUCUAAACUUAUAAUUUAAAAAUGAUGCAACCACGAUGGUAUAUGACUGCUAAGAUAACGUAAUCAAUUUUGUGUCUGGUAAAGUCAGAUGUAAAUAGUGUCACCUGCUUUAUUGUAUUUUAUCUAAAUAUAAACAGUAUUUUAUCUUAUUGUUAUGUGUAUUUAACAUAAUAAUUAAACGUUUGUUUAUAUACUUUGUUCAAUAUCCUAUAGUUUUCAAUACAUUUUUGUGACGAAUAAAAAGUGUGAUUGCCUUUGGAUCUCAUAGUUUUGUGUACAUAAUGUUGUGACUUUAUGCUCAUUUUGAUUUCCAGAAUAUACUCUCAAAGAGGUGCGUUUUCUUCUGUUGACUAUUUUUACAUAGUGAUCUUAUCAGUUGACAACAUCUGGCAGUAACAGCUUUGUACAGUAGAAAAAUCAAACACUUAAUAUUAUCAUGGCGUUUUGUACCUACUUUUUUUUAUAAAAGUCCCGCCCCUAUCGACUGCCAGCAAAAGACAGCACUUUUGUAGUUUCAUGGCUGUGCCUUGAGUGUAAAUUUCAAGAUUUAUCAUAAAAUUAAUGGCGUCAAUGUAAAACAUUACGCGCAUAAUAUUUCCUUUAAAUCAAUUAAGGUAUGAGUCUGUUUAUAAGUGUGCCUGCUAGUCUGUGAGCAUCACUGAUAGGAAUAAUGACUGCGUGAUUUAUGCAAGAAUAUCAAAAGCGAGUGAUGUGUGUCACUGGAUUUAUGAACACCGGUUCUUUACAGUUUCGAUUUAUCUCCAAAAUCUGAAAUUGUCAUCUUGUUCUGGUGUUCUUCGUGUGAGUUUCGAUUGUAAGAGAUGUACAUAUUUUGAUCGGAAAUCGGUUUUGAAGGUUCAGUGUCAUUGAGUACUUAUUGUGGAUGAUAGGAGUAUGUAUGAGGACUAGUGCCAUGCCCUGAAAGGUUCUUAAUUAGAAUCAUAGGCAUCGAGUCUUUUAAUACCACCCACUUUUCUUACGCGAAUUAAAUAUUGAAAUUAUUUUGUUACUUACAUCUUUUGUUCUAUUAUUGUUUGCAACUAUUGUCCUAUAUGUUCUACUCUAAUUAAAACGAUUUAAAAGUU
Messenger RNA from Pieris rapae (cabbage white), 4630 nucleotides. It is a transcript of the gene Fs(2)Ket, whose product is annotated as importin subunit beta-1. The transcript is spliced from 10 exons. Gene Ontology annotation, biological process: protein import into nucleus. The record is from RefSeq and is a predicted model, not a curated record. The coding region runs from base 122 to 2773 and encodes 883 amino acids. Gene Ontology annotation, cellular component: nucleus; cytoplasm. Gene Ontology annotation, molecular function: small GTPase binding; nuclear import signal receptor activity. NCBI's taxonomy places the organism in Eukaryota, Metazoa, Arthropoda, Insecta, Lepidoptera, Pieridae.